This is a messenger RNA of Vicia villosa (hairy vetch), 2474 nucleotides long. Its product is annotated as dehydrodolichyl diphosphate synthase CPT3-like. Gene Ontology annotation, cellular component: endoplasmic reticulum. Bases 695 to 1795 code for a protein of 366 amino acids. The record is from RefSeq and is a predicted model, not a curated record. Lineage: Eukaryota; Viridiplantae; Streptophyta; Magnoliopsida; Fabales; Fabaceae. Gene Ontology annotation, biological process: polyprenol biosynthetic process. The transcript is spliced from 2 exons.
CAUAUAUUUGAUAUAGUUUGAGUGAAAUUGUCUUGUAGAGUAAAGUUUGAUGACUCUCAAAUUUCUUUUAUUGUUCUCAAUUCAUUGUCCAUUUUUUAUGCAUUUAUUUAUAUUUUUAAAUCUCGAAAAAGAAUUUGAAAUGGACAGUGAAGUAGCAGUAACAUGCCUCUAUGAUUCUGAUAGUUUUUUCUCUAUAGAACAGAGAAUAUAUUUUGUUCUACGGCAUAUUUAUCUGCGGCAGUUGCUGAUUUUGUGAAUUAUCUUUUGAUUUAACUUUAUUGCUGAUUUUGUGAAUUAUCUUUUGGUAAGAGAUAGUAAAAUCGUAAAACAUAAGAUACCUACUAUGAUCGGGAGAUUUUCCCAACUAUUUUUGUAAGAUCAAAAGGGCUGGCAAGAUUGUAUAACUUUAAGUCGUAAGAUACUACGAAAAAUGAACGCAUAAUUGUUAUGCCUUUGCUUCUUGUCAUCCUUCUCAGUUUGCGGAGGUUGCCGGAAAACGGCCGAACUUUUACGAUUUUUUUACAAUUUGGCUGCAACAUACGAUUCUACUUAAGAUCUGGAUCGUUGUAGGUGAGCGAGAUCACAAAAUCUUAUGAUUUUAAGAUCUAGAUUGAGGUUUUGACGAUCUUGGACCUGACAACUUAUUGUAGAGGUUUAUCUGAGACCCUACAGGUUUCAACACCCCAACACUUCAAUGCAGAAAAGCGCAGGAGUGCAGAAAAGUGUAGGAGGUAUUACACGCCACCUGCUUGGAGGUUUAUGCUAUUAUCUAAGAAGAUGUAUUUUUUCCGUUUUAUCGGUCGGUCCUGUGCCGAGUCAUAUUUCUUUCAUAAUGGAUGGGAAUCGAAGGUAUGCAAAGAGGAGAAACUUGGGAGAAGGUGAUGGACAUAAGGCUGGAUUUUCAGCUCUCUUGUCCAUCCUUAGAUACUGUUAUGAAUUGGGUAUUAAGUAUGUAAGUGUUUAUGCAUUCAGCAUUGAUAAUUUCAAAAGGAAGCCUGAAGAGGUUCAAACAUUCAUGGAAUUGAUGCGAGAAAAGAUCGAGGAGUUGCUUCAACAGGAAAGCAUUAUUAACGAAUACGGUGUUAGAUUACAUUUCAUUGGAAACAUGCAGCUAUUAACAGAACCUGUCAGGGUUGCUGCGGAAAAGGCGAUGCGAGUUACCGCCCACAAUCAAGAGAGAGUUCUUUUAAUUUGUGUUGCAUAUACAUCGCGGGACGAGAUCGUGCAUGCUGUUCAAGAAUCCUGCAAGGAUAAAUGGAACGAAUUUCAAGCAUCUAUGGAAGAUAAAGUUUCCAACGGUGGGUUUACAAGAAUUAAUCAGGGCCCAAAAAGUAACGGUAUUGAUUUGCAUGUUCGUGAUUCAUAUAAAGAAAAAGAAACAAAAGCUUGUAGAAGUCUACUUGAAGAAGUGGAAGGUGCGGAAGAGAAAGAUUACUCAUUCGAGCAAAAUUUAGAAAAACAUAGUGAUAAUUACAGUGAAGAUGAAAUCACAUCUUGCAGUGGGAUGGAUGAAAUAACUGAAGAGAGAAAGUACAAGCAAGGUGAGUUUGCUUCUAUAAAACUUGUUGAUAUUGAGAAGCACAUGUACAUGUCAGUGGCACCUGACCCAGAUAUCUUGAUUCGAACUUCUGGAGAGGCGCGUCUCAGUAAUUUUCUUCUUUGGCAGACUAGUGCGUGCCCUUUGUAUGCACCAAAAGUCCUAUGGCCUGAAAUCGGUCUGAGACACUUGGUAUGGGCAGUAUUAAACUUUCAGAGACACCAUUUUUACUUGGAAAAGAAAAAGAAACAGUUUUGAUUGUAACCUUACUUGGCCAUAAUACAGAGUAUAAUUUAUGUGAUUAUAGAGUGCUUUUCUAUCUUAGGCUAUAUGAUGUUUUAUUUUACUUUCAUAAGAAUUGUUGAAAUUAUAGGAGUUAAAGUGAAUUAGAAGGUGAAAGAAAUCGAAAGAUUUUGAUAGGAUUGGGACAGUCCCAAACUAUACUUUUGAAUUGCAGAUUUGGUUAGGCCAACCACCAACCUAUGAGGGGCAGUUGGUCUCAAUUCGCAUACUUUUUUGUUGUUGAAAAUAUUGGCUCUGGUGGAGAGAAUAUUUUUCACCCAAGUUCUCCACCAGAUUAAUUUGUUUGACGGCCCUGAUUGAUACUGCCAGUUACAGCAAACCACCUGAUAUUUAAGAUAACAUCACACAGUUACAGCAAAAUAUAGGGGUGGCAAAUGGGCAUGCCCGUCCCGUUUAGGCCCGUCCCACAAAAGCCCGUGAAAAAAUGGGACGGGGCGGGGCGGGUUUUUUUAAGAGUGCGGGUCUAAAAUCUUGUCCCGCCCCGCAAAAAGUGAGGGCGGGGCGGGGAAAGCCCACAGGUAUUCGGCUUUUUAGGCUUAAAAAUAGUAAAAUUCUAUAAAAAAAACAGAUUCCCGCAAAAGCCCACAAAAGAACGGGGCGGGGCGGACACAUUAAAGAGAGCGGACCUAAAAUC